Brassica rapa (field mustard) is the source of this 1690-nucleotide messenger RNA. RefSeq names its product DCN1-like protein 4. Gene Ontology annotation, molecular function: cullin family protein binding; ubiquitin conjugating enzyme binding; ubiquitin-like protein binding. The record is from RefSeq and is a predicted model, not a curated record. Lineage: Eukaryota; Viridiplantae; Streptophyta; Magnoliopsida; Brassicales; Brassicaceae. Gene Ontology annotation, biological process: protein neddylation. Gene Ontology annotation, cellular component: ubiquitin ligase complex.
AAAAAAGAAAAGAAAUGCACUUACGACAACGGUGAUGGUGGACCUUAGAGAAUAGAGAUCAUGUGCUCCGCUUGGCCUCCUGAUACUAUUAUCUAAUCUAAUUUUAUGAAAUUUAAAAAUGGAAAUAAUUCGAGUGGACACUCUUCUCCGAGGCAACUAGACGGUGCAGGUCAAACAGACGUUGGAUUCAAUCACAUCUUCCACCACGGAUCAGCUUCGAGUAAGGCUAUGACUGAAUAGUUAAUAUCUUCUUCCACCAUGAUUUCGAGUAGGGCUGUGGAUGAACAAGACUUGGAAGGAAUAGUUGAUGUGUUUCAUCGGUAUUCCAAUACAGCUUCCAAUCUCAUCGACCCUGAAGGAAUAGAGUUACUUUGCUCAGAUUUGGAUGUCUCUCGUACUGAUAUCAGAUUCUUGAUGCUUGCUUGGAAGAGUGGACAAGAGGCCUUGUGGCUUUAGGAGUUGUUACACUCGAUAAACUGAAGAAAGCCCUUCCCGAGCUAGAGAAAGAGGUCAGGAAGCAAUCGAAUUUUGCUGAUUUCUAUGCUUAUGCCUUUACCUAUUCUUUAACAGAGGAAGAACAGAAGAGCAUAGACAUAGAGACCAUAUCUCAGCUUCUAGAUACCGUCAUGGGAUCUACAUUCCGACCCCAAGUUGACUCCUUUGUGGACUAUUUAAAGAUCCAAAACGACUACAAAGUCAUAAACAUGGAUCAGUGGAUGGGAUUUUACAGGUUCUGCAAUGAGAAGAAAGCAGGUUGAUUCAUUCACAUCGUCCACCAUGGCUUCGCGUGACAUCACUGAAUUGGAAUCCGCCAUAAAUUCACUCAUUGAGGUGUAUCAUAAGUAUUCCAAUCUCAUUGACCCGCAAGGAAUAGAGUUACUUUGCUCCGAUUUGGAUGUCUCUCGUACUGAUAUCCGAAUCUUGAUGCUUGCUUGGAAAAUGAAAGCUGAGAAACAAGGCUACUUUACACAGGAGGAAUGGACAAGAGGCCUUAUGGCUUUAAGGGCUGAUACAAUUGAUAAAUUGAAGAAAGCCCUUCCCGCGCUCGAGAAAGAGGUUAGGAGGCCAUCAAAUUUUGCAGAUUUCUAUGCUUAUGCCUUUACCUAUUCUUUAACAGAGGAAGAACAGAAGAGCGUAGACAUAGAGACUAUAUGUCAACUCCUAGAUAUCGUCAUGGGAUCUACAUUCCGACCCCAAGUUGAUUACUUUCUCGACUAUUUAAAGAUACAAAACGACUACAAAGUCAUAUACAUGGAUCAAUGGAUGGGCUUUUACAGGUUCUGCAAUGAGAUAAGUUUCCCGGACAUGUCGGAAUACAAUCCAGGGCUUGCAUGGCCAUUGCUUCUCAACAAUUUUGUUGAGUGGAUUCGUGAAAAACAAGCCUGAAAGCUUAACAUCUUUAUGAAUCCCCUCAAGUCAUUUACUCGGGAUCAUUGGACUCAACAAACAGAUUCAGCAAAAUUUAAUUUCAGUUCUCAUCCUUCAAAACUUCAUCAGAAAAACUCAUUCAAAAGAGGGGAACCACAUAAUGUUCUGAAAUAUUAUAUCCAGUUGUAUUACUAUCCAGUGUUUGAAUUGGUCCAAUGUUGCAACAUAAUACACAGCUAAAAAAAAUCCAGAAUACGAUGAGAGAAAUAGAUUGGUUGUAUAAGCUCUUCUAAACUGCAAAGAUAGGGAUGAAGUUUGCUUU